Vicia villosa (hairy vetch) is the source of this 621-nucleotide messenger RNA. RefSeq lists its product as uncharacterized. The record is from RefSeq and is a predicted model, not a curated record. Gene Ontology annotation, molecular function: DNA-binding transcription factor activity, RNA polymerase II-specific. The coding region runs from base 1 to 621 and encodes 206 amino acids. The transcript has a single exon. NCBI's taxonomy places the organism in Eukaryota, Viridiplantae, Streptophyta, Magnoliopsida, Fabales, Fabaceae.
AUGACAGUUAUAAUAACUCGUUCAGAUACCAAAACAGGCAAGAGAGGAAGAAGUGAUAAAUUAGUAUUUGGUUGUGAUAAAAGUGGAAAAUACAAAAAAACAGAUAGCGAAACCCAAAGCGCUAGUAAGAGAUGUGGUUGUCCUUUCAAAAUUAGGUUAACACCAUCGAAAGAUGGUUCUGGAUGGAAGAUUGAUGUAAAAUGCGGAGUACACAACCACGGCUUACCUGAUAGAUUUGAAGGUCAUGCUUUCGUAAGUCGACUAAAUACAGAUGAUAAGCAACAUAUUGUUGAUUUGACAAAACGCCAUGUUCCACCUAGACACAUAUUAUUGUCAUUGCAAGAGCGUGACCCGGAGAAUGUCACUCGGAUCACGCAAAUAUACAAACAUAAGAGUAAGAUACCAAAAGACAUAAGGGGUCCCAGAACAGAAAUGCAACAAUUACUCAAGUUGGUUGAAGAAUCAUGUUAUGUUUACUGGAGUAGGAAAAAGGAUGAGUCAGAAGUUGUGAGAGAUAUUUUUUGGGCUCAUCCAGAAUCAGUGAAGUUGUUGAAUAUGUUUCCUAUUGUAUUGAUUGGACUGCACAUACAAGAAAAACAAGUACAGGCAACCGUUGUUUGA